Messenger RNA from Dentiscutata heterogama, 320 nucleotides. The record is from the annotation of a GenBank genome assembly. Lineage: Eukaryota; Fungi; Glomeromycota; Glomeromycetes; Diversisporales; Gigasporaceae.
AUGGAAUCUAUAGAAGGAUUCAGUUAUUGUAUAGCGGUUAAAGUGAAUAUUGCUAUAUGUUAUAGCUGUGAUCAGUUUGUUUAUGUUGAUAAAAGAGUAAGAUAUGAAUUAUAUCACAAUUAUAAGAUAGAGAAAUAUUGGUGUACAAAUUGUACUGGAAAUAGACAUUGUGAUAUAUGUUUCAAAGAGUAUAUGAAGCUUAAACAAAAACCAGAAAGAAUCUUAUCAAUAGAGUUAAACAUAUUCGAGAAACAGCAAAAAGAUCUGAGCAUGUACAACUAUACAGAGAAAAUGGCUAGAGUAUAUUUACAAACCCAAAG